Eufriesea mexicana is the source of this 1515-nucleotide messenger RNA. RefSeq lists its product as uncharacterized. The transcript has a single exon. Gene Ontology annotation, biological process: protein localization to plasma membrane. Bases 1 to 1515 code for a protein of 504 amino acids. Gene Ontology annotation, cellular component: plasma membrane. NCBI's taxonomy places the organism in Eukaryota, Metazoa, Arthropoda, Insecta, Hymenoptera, Apidae. The record is from RefSeq and is a predicted model, not a curated record.
AUGAUUACUGAGAAAGAAUUGAAAACUAAAAUGGAUUAUGUACAUCACAUAUGUCCUACUGUAUCUCUACAUUCACCACGCGACCAAGACAAAAUGCUUAAUCAUAUAAUUAGUAUAACAAGAAAUGCAUUACAAGAGCAAUUAAUAAUUUAUGAACCAAAUGCUAUUAUUGUAUGUACCCUUAAACUUUUCUUUUAUUAUAAUGAAAUUUUAUCCCAAACCGAUAUCGUGUGUGAAUGGAAACGACGAAGAAAAUGUCGUCUUGCAAAAGAAUGUUAUAAUAGUUUAUUACAAAUAUACGUUCCUGAAAAAUCUAAUGAAAUUCUUAAAGCUGUACUUAACAUGAUUUAUGAAGAUAAGCUUUGGGAGUUUGAAACUUUUUGUUUUGAAAUUAUGUGUAAUCUAUUGGAAAAUGGUGUUAAUGCAUCAUUAAUGAUUCAUGCUAUAUGGGAUAAAAUUGAGGAUCCAAACAUAAAUGUAGAAGAUACAAGAAAGAUCAUUAGAAUAUUAUAUGAAUUAUUAGAUAUUUAUGACUGGCCAGAUACACACGAUACAGUGGUUGUUAUUGAAAGAAUUUUAAAUCUUUUUUAUAUUUCCAUAACUAGUACACAUUCAACUGUUAAUUUUAUACCAUAUGCAACACUUAAGAAAGGUUUGGAAGUCUGCAUUCUUAAUAUGGUAAAACACAUAUAUAAUGAUCAUCUUCUCAUCAUAGUUCAACACAUGUGUUCAUGGGUUGUUGAAGAAGGUAUGACAGAGGAAAUUAUCUUAGAAUUUGGUAGUACACUUGAAUAUACAGCUUAUGUGCAUGAAGUAACAUUAUAUGAAAAAACUUUAACUCCUAAGAUAUUUCCAUUAUUAAUGGAAAUGAUUGCAUCAACAAGUAAAAUAACCAACUUAUUAGGUAACCGAGUUAUUCAAUAUUUGCUUGAUAGAAAAGAGAAUAAAAUGAAUUUUGAUACACCUAAGAUAUUUUUCGAAGAUACUCAAUUUGAUUUAACAAUAGGUACAUGUUUUAAAGAAGAUAAACUAUUCUGUAAACUUCAUAGAGAAAUUUUACACGAUAGCCUCCUAAAGAGUAUCAUAAAUCAUUGUGCAUCCCGUAUGAAUUUAGAAACAACUUAUUGUACUAUUUGUCUCAUUGCUAUAGAAGUUCCAUGUGGAUUUACAGCUGCAGCUCUAGUUUGUCUUUUAAUGAAUUUACAAGAUGUAACUUUGAAACAAAAUAAAUAUCCUGUUGAAGUAUCUUACCAUUUACAUGCAACAGUGAUAGCAGUUAUGUCUCUUUUAUGUUGGAUUCAUAAAGCUAAAGUAUUCUAUGAAUAUGUGAAUAAAAUAGUGACAGAAAGAGCACAAUGGGCUCCACAUUUAAAUCCUCCUAUUCAGUCUCAAUACAAUUUUGCAGCACACCAUAUACUUUGGAACAAACCAGAUUUAUUUUUUGUAGAUUGGGAAGCUCGUUAUGGUUUAUGGAAAUGUUUCCGUUUACGCGAAGAAGACACACAGGAAAUUUAA